AAGAUGCCCCUCCUAGCAAUGCAUAAGAUAAUAACCUGACUAGCAGUUGGCCCUAGGCAGCUCAGAGACACCACGGCAAAUAGUGCUCUCUCCUGAAGCACAGGGUCAGGCAAAGUCUCAGUCUGCAGGUAGAGUUUGCAGUGGGGGAGCCCAGGGCACGGGUAUCCCCAUGUCCCCUCCUCCCAGUUUAGUUCUUCAGCUCCUAAUGUGUGCCAGGUCCUUUUGCCAAUUGUGGGCUCUCACCCGCACUGGGUGUCGAUAUGCCAGAGAACCAACCGGUGCCUUCUGAGGGCACCAGUUACAAAGUCCAAGCUCACAGUGGACUCGCCCAGAUCUGAGAAGAGGGCCAUGGCGCCACUGCUACUGCUGCUGGUGGCUGCCCUGGCCCAGACCAAGGCCCUUGUUGGCUCGCACUUGCGGUAUUUCCGCACCAUUAUGUCCCGGCCCGGCCUCGGGGAGCCCCGGUUCAUUGCAGUGGGUUACGUAGACGACACGCAGUUCGUGCGCUUCGACAGCGACGCCGAGAAUCCAAGAUAUGAGCCGCUGGCACCUUGGGUGGAGCAGGAGGGGCCGGAGCAUUGGGAGAGGCAGACAAGGUUCGUCAAGAACAGCGAGCAGGUUUACCGACAGAACCUGAGGACCCUGCUGGGUUACUACAACCAGAGCGCCGGUGGCUCUCACACCAUUCAGGUGAUGCAUGGCUGUGACAUGGGGUCAGACAAGCGACUGCUCCGUGGUUACCAUCAGGACGCCUACGAUGGCUGAGAUUACAUUGCCCUGAACGAGGACCUGAGGACUUGGACCACUGCAGACACAGCGGCUCAGAUCACCCAGCGCAAGUGGGAACGGGCUGGUUUUGCAGAGCAUGAAAAGGCCUACAUAGAGGGCACCUGCUUGGAGUGGCUCAGCAGAUACCUGGAGAACGGGAAGGAGCAGCUGCUGCGCACAGAUCCCCCAAAGGCACAUGUGACCCAUCAUUCUGGACCUAAAGGUGAUGUCACCAUGAGAUGCUGGGCCCUGGGCUUCUACCCUGCGGACAUCACCCUGACCUGGCAGAGGGAGGAGGAGGAACAGACUCAGGACAUGGAGCUGGUGGAGACCAGACCAUCUGGGGAUGGAACUUUCCAGAAGUGGGCAUCUGUGGUGGUGCCUUCUGGGGAGGAGCAGAAAUACACAUGCCAUGUGCACCAUGAGGGGCUGUCUGAGCCCCUCACCCUGAGAUGGGAGCCUCUUCAGUCCACUGUCCCCAUCAUUGCAGUCAUUGCUGUUCUGGUUCUCCUUGGAGCUGUGAUCAUUGGAGCUGUGGUGGCUGUUGUGAGGAAGAGGAGGAGAAACACAGGUGGAAGAGGAGGGAACUAUGCUCCAGCUCCAGUUUCACUUCUCCAGCUCCUGAACUGUGUCAGCUCCUUCUGCCCGGACACUGAUAACGACUCGAUUCUCAUCUCCACUGGGUGUCAAGAUUCCUGGGAACCAACCAGCUUCGCCAAGGGGGCACCGGGUAUAAAGUCCAUGCAGGGAACCCUGACGCCCAGAUCUGAGAUGGGGGCUAUGACUCUGCUUGCACUGCUCCUGCUGCUGGCGGCCGCCCUGGCCCCGACCCAGAUCCGCGCGGGCUCGCAAUCCAUGCGGUAUUUCUACACCAUCAUGUCCCGGCCAGGCCUCGGGGAGACCCGUUUCGUCUCUGUUGGCUACGUGGACUACACGGAGUUCGUGCGCUUCGACAGCGACGCGGAGAAUCCGAGAGUGGAGCUGCGGACGCCGUGGAUAGAGAAGGAGGGGCCCGAGUAUUGGGAGAGGGAGACACAGAUCGCCAAGGGCACUGAGCAGACUUCCUUCCUAUUUGACCUGAGGAACAUGCUCAGUUGCUACAAUCAGAGUGAGGGUGGCUCUCACUACUUCCAGGGCAUGUACGGCUGUCACUUGGGGUCGGACGGGCGCCUCCUUCACGGGUACAGUCAGGAUGUGUACGAUGGCGAGGAUUACAUCUCUCUGAACGACGACCUGAGGACAUGGACUGCGGCAAACACAGCAGCAGCCCUUAUCACCCGGAGCAUGUGGGAGGAGGAUGGUAUAGCUGAGCAAUGGAGGGCAGAUACCUGGAGGGCGCAUGCAUGCCUUGGCAGAUACCUGGAGCAUGGGAAGGAGCAGCUGCUGUGCACAGAUCCCCCUAAGGCACAUGUGACCCAUCAUCCUGGACAUAAAGGUGAUGUCACCCUGAGGUGCUGGGCCCUGGGUUUCUACCCUGCUGACAUCACCCUGACCUGGCAGAGGGAGGAGGAGGAACAGACUCAGGACAUGGAGCUGGUGGAGACCAGACCUUCCCGGGAUGGAACCUUCCAGAAGUGGGCAUCUGUGGUGGUGCCUUCUGGGGAGGAGCAGAAAUACACAUGCCAUGUACACCAUGAGGGGCUGCCUGAGCCCCUCACCCUGAGAUGGGAGCCUCCUCAGUCCACUGUCCCCAUCAAGGCUGUCAUUGCUGUUCUGGUUCUCCUUGGAGCUGUGACCGUCAUAGGAGCUGUGGUGGCUGUUGUGAGGAAGAGGAGGAGAAAACAGGUGGACAAGGAGGGAACUAUGCUCCAGCUCCAGCAUGAAGACAGCUGUGUGGACUGAGUGACAGACAGUGUGUUCAGGACUCUCCUGUGACAUCCAGGACCCCUUAGUUCACUCUCAGCAGCAGUGUCUGAUGUUCCCUGUGAUCCUAUGGGCUCAAUGUGAAGCUCAGCCCAGCCCAGCCCUGCACCCCAGGACCCUGCCCCUGUACUGCCUGUGUUCCCUUCCACAGCCAACCCUCAUGUUCCAGCAGACAGGAGGGGACAUGUCCAUCCUGUCACCUCCAUGCUACCCUGAGCUGAAGCUCUGACUUCCCCACUGAAAACAGAGAUCUCAAUUUGAACUUGAUUGUUCAUGUCAUUGAUCUGACAGGUUCAUUAGCUGUUAAAUAAAUUAUUGAGAUACUGAGAGGUUGAGGAGGAAAUAAAUGGAAGUGUGGAGAAA
Molecule: messenger RNA, 2994 nt
Organism: Mesocricetus auratus (golden hamster)
Lineage: Eukaryota; Metazoa; Chordata; Mammalia; Rodentia; Cricetidae
Biological process (GO): immune response; positive regulation of T cell mediated cytotoxicity; antigen processing and presentation of endogenous peptide antigen via MHC class Ib
Cellular component (GO): external side of plasma membrane
Molecular function (GO): signaling receptor binding; peptide antigen binding
Source: RefSeq, a predicted model, not a curated record